GCCGGCCCCCAACACUCUGCAACCAAGUAAACUCAGAACUACUUACUUCGACUGUGUCAACACAUCAGCUAAUGCCUGGCAGAACCGAUGGGCUUAUGUGACACCCGAUAUCCUCUCCUAUCUACACUGCGAAAGACUGAAGUUUAACCCUGGUUAACAUGAGCACAGAAAGUGGCGAACAGGUUGUCAUUGACACCUACCAAACCACAGUCCACACACUGGGUAGGCAGAAUGGGAAGAAGGGCAGGCGGCUCCGCUACAUGCAGAAAGAUGGCAGGUUUCCUGUGGUCUUCCAGAAGGCCCCUGGAGAGUGGAGCCCAUACCUGAUGGACAUCUUCACCACUCUUGUAGAAAUCCGCUGGAGGGUGAUGCUCCUUGUGUUUUCCCUCUCUUACAUUCUCUCUUGGCUCUUUUUUGGUCUCUGUUAUUGGCUCAUUGCAUAUGUGCAUGGAGACAUUGGCGAUGUAGAUAUCAACCCAUGUGUGGACAAUGUGAGAGGCUUUACUGGAGCUUUCCUGUUUUCAAUGGAGACCCAAGCAACUAUUGGCUACGGCUUCAGGGGGAUGACUGAGAACUGUAUGGUGGCCAUUAUUGUAGUGACAAUUCAAGAUGUGUUUAGCUGCCUCCUUGACACCAUAGUCAUUGGUAUUGUUGUUGCUAAAAUGGCAUCUGCUCGUAAGAGAGCUCAGACGGUGGGUUUUAGCAGCUGUGCAGUGGUCAACUUGCGAGAUGGAGUCCUGUGUCUGUCAUGGCGCCUUGGGGACUUCAGAGGUAAUCACAUCCUGGAGGGGGUCGCCGGGGCCAAGAUAGUCCGCCAUGUAAAACGGCCACUUGGGUUUAUUGUGAUGUCCUAUCAGGACUUGGAAAUCCAGAACCGGGACAUCGUCCUCGCCACGCCGGCCACUAUCAUUCACAAGCUGGAGCCGGGAAGCCCCCUCUACGGCCUAGGCCCCGACGACCUGCUGGGGGAGGAAUUUGAACUGGUGGUGUCCUUCACCUACACCGGAGACUCCACAGGUAUGCUCCACCAGACCCGGACCUCAUACAUGCCGGCGGACAUCCGCUGGGGUCAGCGCUUCCGGGACAUGAUGAAGGUGGGCAAGAAGCACUACAAGGUGGACUACGCUCUGUUCAACGAGACCACAUGGGUGCCGGUGCCUACGCUCAGUGCGGAGGAGUACGACAGGGGGAGACGUCCUGUAGAGGGCAGUGACUCCCGCAGUCCACUCACAUCUUCAGUCAAGAGGAACGGAUACACCUGCCGACUGAACAGUGACGUCACUGAAGAGGUGCUGCACCAAACCUGUUUGUAGCUUAAGCAACCAAAGAAAUACAUCGCCGUGCAUGGUGGACUGUUCCCAUAAGUGUGAUAAGUUGUGCUCUUGUAAAUAUAUUUAUAUGUGACCUUAGAGUGUUCAAAACCUGAUAUGUUUUUUAUAUGAAUAUAAUCAACAGCCACAGAUGUAAUAAAUCAAAUAAAAUUCUAUUUGUCCUUUAAAAAAA
Lates calcarifer (barramundi perch) is the source of this 1503-nucleotide messenger RNA. Its product is annotated as inward rectifier potassium channel 16. Gene Ontology annotation, molecular function: inward rectifier potassium channel activity. Gene Ontology annotation, biological process: regulation of monoatomic ion transmembrane transport; potassium ion import across plasma membrane. The record is from RefSeq and is a predicted model, not a curated record. NCBI's taxonomy places the organism in Eukaryota, Metazoa, Chordata, Actinopteri, Centropomidae. The transcript has 2 exons. Gene Ontology annotation, cellular component: plasma membrane. Bases 159 to 1313 code for a protein of 384 amino acids.